This is a messenger RNA of Hipposideros armiger (great roundleaf bat), 2044 nucleotides long. RefSeq names its product islet cell autoantigen 1 (gene ICA1). Gene Ontology annotation, biological process: regulation of transport. The record is from RefSeq and is a predicted model, not a curated record. The transcript has 12 exons. Gene Ontology annotation, molecular function: protein domain specific binding. Gene Ontology annotation, cellular component: Golgi apparatus. Bases 147 to 1343 code for a protein of 398 amino acids. Lineage: Eukaryota; Metazoa; Chordata; Mammalia; Chiroptera; Hipposideridae.
UUCACUCGAUUCAGAGAACCUGUUUGGACUUGUCUAAAGCAAUUGUGCUCUAUCAAAAGAGAAUAUGUUUCUUGUCUCAAGAAGAAAACGAACUGGGAAAAUUUCUCCGAUCCCAAGGCUUCCAAGAUAAAACCAGAGCAGGAAAAAUGAUGCAAGCGACAGGGAAGGCCCUCUGCUUUUCUUCCCAGCAAAGGUUGGCCUUGCGAAAUCCUCUGUGUCGAUUUCACCAAGAAGUGGAGACUUUUCGGCAUCGGGCCAUCUCGGACACUUGGCUGACAGUGAACCGCAUGGAGCAGUGCCGGACUGAAUACAGAGGGGCCUUAUUAUGGAUGAAGGACGUGUCACAGGAGCUUGAUCCGGACCUGUACAAGCAAAUGGAGAAGUUCAGGAAGGUACAAGCACAAGUACGUCUUGCCAAAAAAAGCUUUGACAAAUUGAAGAUGGACGUGUGUCAAAAAGUGGACCUCCUUGGAGCCAGCAGAUGCAAUCUCUUGUCUCAUAUGCUUGCAACAUACCAGACCACUUUGCUUCAUUUUUGGGAGAAAACUUCUCACACUAUGGCAGCCAUCCAUGAGAGCUUCAGAGGCUAUCAACCAUAUGAAUUCACUACAUUAAAGAGCUUACAAGACCCUAUGAAAAAAUUGGUUGAGAAGGAAGACAGGAAGAAGAUCACCCAGCAGGAGAGUGCAGAGACCGCAGCCGAGGGGCCGAGUCAGUUAAUUUCACUAGAGGAAGAAAACCUGCACCAGGAAUCCUCCAGUUUUAAGACUGAAGAAGGAAAACGUGUUUUAUCUGCCUUAGACAAAAACUCUACACAUCAUGCAUGCUCAGAUGAACUAUUUAACAUGAAACCUGAGGAAGGUGCUUGCCUGGGUCCAAUGGCAGGGACCCUGGAACCCGAAGGUGCUGAUAAAGAUGACCUGCUGUUGUUGAAUGAGAUCUUCAACGCUUCCUCCCUGGAAGAGUGCGAGUUCAGCAAAGAGUGGGCUGCUGUGUUUGGAGAUGGUCGACAGAAGGAACCAGCUCCUACUAUGGUCCCAGGAGAGCCAGACGCCAAGCCCCAGACAGGCUCAGGAUUCCUUCCUUCUCAGCUUUUAGACCAAAAUAUGAAAGACUUACAGGCCUCGUUAUACGGCUGGUCUAAGAGCAAUGUCAGGCCUUCUACUCCAUGGCCAGCACCAAAGACGAGCAGUCCAAAUGACAGCAGCCCUACAGCAAAAGAGCCUACUAAGGCCACCUCGGACCUGACUGCCUGGUUCAGCCUCUUCGCUGACCUCGACCCAUUAUCAAAUCCUGAUGCUGUUGGGAAAACCGAUAAAGAACAUGAAUUGCUCAAUGCAUGAGUCCGCAGCCUUGGGAGGCCCACCUGCCACCCUCAGCAACACACCUGGGGGCUGGCAGAUGUAUGACGUGAUCGGUAUGCUGUUUUAAUAUCUAUGUGCCAUUUUAAUAAAACAAAAGGGUCAGAGGCCCUGUUUAUAUUGGUAUAAUUAUUUACUCUUAUUUGGUAUAAAGGGUUUUAUUGUAUUCUCUAUGUGAACCUGACAAUAAAGGAUUGUCUAACAGCAGUGUCCAGGCUGGCCACUCUCCUGCCAAUAUCCGCAUCAUGGCUGCUGUGAGAUCCAAGUUCACAUGAUAAGCCUACCAUGUGUUAGGUUUCAGGAACAUGUCCUACAACCUCAGAGGCAGUGGGAGGCUGGCAAAGCUGAAAUGCCUCCUCUGGUACCCCCAGCCUCUUCCCUUAGAGGGGGCUGCAGGGUGACUCCUUCUUCUGGCCGAGCCACCUUCCAGUGGGCUCUGGACAAAGCGCUGACCAGCCGGAGACACCAUCCCCCAGGCCUUGCCCAAUGGCCGCGUGUUCCCUCAUGGCCAGAGGAGCUGGGCUGGUCUCCGCAGCAUGACCCUUUCUAUGGAAAGUAGCCAUAUCUUCAGAUACUGGGUCUCCUUUUGUCCUCUCUGUGGCUGGAAUUCAAAAGCAUGUAUUUCUGGAGCCCCUUGUGAUAUUAACUUUUUUUUAUUAUUAUUAAACAGAAAAGAUAUUUGA